AUGGACGCUGCACCCUCACCCCUGCCCUUACCUUCCCCAUCAGUGGCGCGUAUUGAUGAACGUAAUUGCAAACUUUUUGGGCCUGUGUCCAUUGUGACGCAGCUCUUGCUAGGUGUGGUCGUACUUGGCUCUCUGUUGUACAAACGCUAUCGAGAACGGCCACGACGUGCUUGGCGCGUAUGGAUGAUGGAUGUAUCCAAGCAGCUUACCGGCCAACUCAUUGUGCAUAUGAUGAAUGUACUGUUCAGCGCCGUAGGCACUCUGCAAGACGGAGGCAACCCAUGCUCGCUGUACUUUCUCAACAUUGCGUUAGACACCACGCUGGGGAUCGUUAUCAUCUUCCAUGUACUAAAGCAGCUGACAUACCUUUUCACAAAUGUAUGGCACUUGCCUGGCUUUGUCUCUGGUGACUACUUUGACGCGCAGGACCAUGGGCAGACGCCCAGCGUCGCCAGUCGCUGGUUACGUCAGACGGGUUUGUACGUCAUCUCGCUGAUAAUCAUGAAACUAUGUGUCUUACUUCUUCUUUCCAUUUUGCCCUUCCUCACAUCCUUUGGGAACUGGCUUCUUGGGCUUUUUGGUACACAUCGAGCCACCCAAGUCGUGUUCGUCAUGGCACUUUUCCCUAUGGCUAUGAACAUGCUGCAGUUCUGGCUUAUCGAUUCUAUUCUGCAGUACAAACCUUCCAACGACUAUCAGGGCAUUCCUACAACGGUCGAUCGUGAUCAUCAUAUGCUCACGGACCAAUCCUCUGUAUCAUAG
This is a messenger RNA of Malassezia pachydermatis, 762 nucleotides long. RefSeq lists its product as hypothetical. Bases 1 to 762 code for a protein of 253 amino acids. Lineage: Eukaryota; Fungi; Basidiomycota; Malasseziomycetes; Malasseziales; Malasseziaceae. The record is from RefSeq and is a predicted model, not a curated record. Gene Ontology annotation, cellular component: membrane. The transcript has a single exon.